CAGUAGCGCAGCACGUUGAAACGCUCAUGCUCGGUUUAGCUCAGCGUCUAGUGGCUUUAUUCUGACUUCACAGUUUACACCGACACAAUCCGUUAUGAACACCACCGUAUGAAUACGAAGAUGGGCAGCAUAAAUACACCUAACGAGUUUAUAACUCAGCACCUCUAAGUAGCCACACUUCAUUUGUUAUAUGUAAUGUUUACAAUGUACAGCAAAAGGAUUUCCGCUACUACAGGUAUAUAUGUAACGGCUGCACUUCUUCAGCUCUUCGGUCGCAGCAUGGCCUCUGAAUCCGUAACGCGCUUUGAUUUUCUAGUGAUUGGCGGGGGAUCCGGAGGGCUGGCCGGCGCGCGGCGGGCGGCUGAACUCGGUGCCACUGCAGCCGUGAUCGAAAGUAACAAACUCGGAGGUACCUGCGUGAAUGUUGGUUGUGUUCCUAAAAAGGUUAUGUGGAACACAUCCACCCAUGCAGAGUAUCUCCAUGAUCAUGAAGACUAUGGAUUUGAGGGAGCAAAAGCACAUUUCAACUGGCAACUCAUUAAACGCAAAAGGGAUGCUUACGUUAGUCGCCUGAAUCAGAUUUACCGGAACAACCUUGACAAGGGCAAAAUUGAGUCCAUUCAUGGCUAUGCAAGGUUCACAGAUGAUCCUGAACCUACUGUUGAAGUUAAUGGAAAGAAAUUCACAGCUCCUCAUAUCUUAAUCGCCACUGGCGGCCACCCAUCCACUGUCAGUGAGGAUGAUGUUCCAGGAGCCAGUUUAGGCAUUACCAGCGAUGGAUUCUUUGAACUUGAGUCUUGCCCUAAACGUAGUGUGAUAGUUGGGGCAGGAUAUAUUGCUGUGGAGAUGGCUGGUAUCCUUUCCACUCUUGGGUCCAAAACAUCCAUCAUCAUACGACAAGGAGGGGUACUGAGAAACUUCGAUGCCUUGAUAAGCUCAAAUUGCACCAAAGAAUUGCAAAAUCAUGGUAUUGACUUACGGAAAAAUAGUCAGGUUAAGUCAGUGCAGAAGACUGACAAAGGCCUUUCUGUUAAGCUGGUGACAAAAGACCCUGAUGACAAAGAUGCACAGGAGAAGUGCGACACCAUCCAUGAGGUGGACUGUCUGCUCUGGGCUAUUGGCAGGGAACCCAACACCGCUGGCCUCAAUCUCAGUUCAAUAGGUGUGAAGCUUGAUGAAAGGGGACAUAUCGUGGUGGAUGAGUUCCAGAACACCACUCGUGCAGGUGUCUAUGCAGUUGGGGAUGUUUGUGGGAGAGCUCUUCUUACACCUGUUGCUAUUGCUGCUGGCAGAAAGCUUGCUCACCGGCUGUUUGAGGGCAAAGCAGACUCCAAAAUUAAUUAUAAUAACAUCCCUACUGUUGUGUUCAGCCACCCACCUAUUGGCACAGUGGGACUAACUGAAGAUGAAGCAAUCAAGACCUGGGGAAAAGACAGUGUGAAGGUUUAUACCACUUCUUUCACCCCCAUGUAUUAUGCCAUCACCACUCGAAAGAGUCAGUGCAUCAUGAAGUUGGUGUGUGCUGGCAAAAAUGAGAAGGUGGUUGGUCUCCAUAUGCAGGGUUUUGGCUGUGAUGAGAUGCUUCAGGGUUUUGCUGUGGCCGUGAACAUGGGAGCUACUAAAGAAGACUUUGACCGAACCAUUGCCAUCCACCCGACGUCCUCAGAGGAGCUAGUAACACUUCGCUAAUCAAGUGUUCAUAUCCCAACAUGACAGCUUCGUUCCAAUCUAAAUAACAGCAAAAAAACAUUUCUUUGACUAUUCUCCCCAACGUUAAUAUUUUGUAAUGAUAAGAAGUAUAUAUUUGGUUUGUUAUAUCUCUGGGGUCAUGUAUUAUUGCCAGUGAUUAAGAAAGACACAUUACAACCGUUCAUCAGGCUGUGUCUCUUGUACAUUGCAUUGUUGUACCCCACCGCUCCGAUUUUUCACGGGUAUUAUUGUUUGAUUGGAAUAGGGUCAGAUGAAGGCUUGAUGAUUUAUGACAGCUAAAAGUACAUUUUAAUCUGUUUAUAGUCAAACUGUUGCUUUACCUUUACAUUUUUGGAAAGUAGGAUUCAGAGAGUUACUUUCAGUAGUAGUUGCUGGUAAGUAGUGCUUACUAAAUAUAUGUAAAAUAAAAUUGUGGAUAUGCACAGUUCAGCACUUGCGCAUAGACCAUGUAUACAUUUAUAAAAUACAUGUGUCUUUGUGUGGUUGAUCUUUUGUUAAUUUCUGUAUUGACAUUGUCAAUAUACUUUUAAUAAACCUGUCACUUUUCAUAAAAACUUAUACUGACAUUGUCAAUUCUUCAAAGGCUUAAAGUGAGUUGCAUUUAUAAGAGGCACUAGGCUAGUGAAGUUAAAGCAUCUCUUUGGAAUCAUUAAUAUGCAAAGAUAUUGAACAUUUGACACUAUGAUUACAAAAUUCUAGUGUUGGUAUUAGCAAAUAUUUUCUUGCUUAACAUUUACUCAGCUGCUUUCAUUUAACAUUGUUUCACUCAGAAAUUGAGGAAUUUCAGUCACUUUUAAUCUGCAUCUUUAUCUAUAGGUGUUUAAAUAAAAGGAGAUUGAGGAUUUAUAUCAAUAUGUUUGGCUGUCGGCUAAGUUUGGUUUCUAAAUACCAUCUUUUUAUGAGAUGAGGUGGGAUUCAAAUGCUGUAUUAAUCAGCCGAUAUUCUGAGAGGCUUUAGGAGAAAUUUCCACCCAUUUUGAGUACAUUUCAUUUGCAAUAAAGUUCUCAUUCACAUAGCCAACAUAGCACAUUGAAAAGCUCAUAUUAACCUACCUAGUUGUGUGCUUGUCAUGUUACUUUUACAAGUUAUAUCUAUACUACCAGCCAAAAGUCUGGGAUUAGAAAAACUUUUGAAAGGUGUCUCGUACUCAACUUGGCUGUGAAAGAAUUCAUCUUAAAAUAACUUUUCUAAUACAGAAUUUAAAAUGUUUUAUUCUACUGGCAGCAAAGACAGCAAACAUUACUGCAAAAAUCAUUUUAAUGCGGUAGCUUUCAAUCCUGGUACUGGGGACCCACUGCUCUGCACAUUUUGUAAGUCUCCCUUAUUUAAAACACACCUGCUCCAUGAACUCAGCUGAGUGUCAGAUAAUGGAGACAUAAAAUGUGCAGAGCAGUGGGUCCCCAGAAACAGGAUUGAAAAACACUGUUCUAACACACCGAUUUGGUGAACUCAGAAUAAUCAAGAUAUUUAUAUAUAUAAAAAAUAAAAAAAACACAACUCCGGAUUCCUUGAUUGCACGUAUAUUGUUUCCUAAUUCCUACACAGUGCAUAUCUGUGAUUAAAUAGUAACCAAAAAAAAAAAAAAAAAAAAAAAAGAAAAUGAAAAGAAAAAUG
Messenger RNA from Sinocyclocheilus rhinocerous, 3324 nucleotides. Its product is annotated as glutathione reductase-like. The transcript is spliced from 14 exons. Gene Ontology annotation, molecular function: NADP binding; flavin adenine dinucleotide binding; glutathione-disulfide reductase (NADPH) activity. The coding region runs from base 196 to 1689 and encodes 497 amino acids. The record is from RefSeq and is a predicted model, not a curated record. Gene Ontology annotation, cellular component: mitochondrion; cytosol. Lineage: Eukaryota; Metazoa; Chordata; Actinopteri; Cypriniformes; Cyprinidae. Gene Ontology annotation, biological process: glutathione metabolic process; cellular response to oxidative stress; cell redox homeostasis.